Messenger RNA from Exophiala xenobiotica, 883 nucleotides. RefSeq lists its product as uncharacterized. The transcript is spliced from 2 exons. NCBI's taxonomy places the organism in Eukaryota, Fungi, Ascomycota, Eurotiomycetes, Chaetothyriales, Herpotrichiellaceae. The coding region runs from base 141 to 461 and encodes 106 amino acids. The record is from RefSeq and is a predicted model, not a curated record.
CUCACCAUUCCGUUCCCUUCUACAAGUACCUCGUUAUCAGUACCUCAAUUCCUCUUCCCUCAUAAAACAGUUCUCUCUUCUCCUACCUCGACAACUCUUCUACUCUCGGCCACGCCCAUCUAUAACAACAAUCAUCCAAAAUGCUUCAGAACACACUUGUCCCUGCCAUCUGGCUCUUUCUAGCCGCAAUUGCCUCGGCCGCUCCCAUCUCAGACGAGCCGAUUACAACUGCUGGUAACAAUAUCGGUUAUGGUACUGGCGGAGGCAUUGCAGGGCUCAUUAUCCUGAUCCUGGAUAUCAUCGUUAUCAUCGAAGUAUUGCAAUCCAACCGGCCAGUCUCUCACAAGGUCCUCUGGAUCCUUGUCACCCUCCUUUUCCCUCUUGUCGGCAUGAUCCUCUACUUCCUCUUCUCCAACCGCGCAGCUCAUAAGACUGGUGGUUCUUAUGAGCCCAUACCUUGAACAUUGCUACGUGGCAGCCAAUCUCAACCCCGCUACAUUCGAACUGAAGAUCAAACAUUGACAUUGACGAGUUACUCUGAAAAUACGUGCGGGGAGGGAUUUUCAUAUGCAUGCAAACGAGCGAAGCUGCUACAGGGAUUGUGGAAUAUGAGAAAUCUGGACGAGUGGGCGGUGACCCUGAUGACGCUGUUAUCUAAAGCGUGGGGAGUUUCAGCCUAUGCUUUAAGAAUUGACGACUGGUUAGAUGGGUAUAGUUCAUGCUGGUCCUUACUUUGUUGCUGUUUACAUCUGAAUAUACUACUUAUUCAUCUGUCAUAUCGCCAAAAUACGAAGAUAUGCUCCUGCAUAAGUACUGACAAUACCUUCUUUCGACUGUUCUCGCCGAAGAAGGUAGAGUAGAAGUUCUUCCACGAAUGUCGUAC